AUGCGUUCUUCCAUCGUCCUUCUUGCCCUGUCGGCCCUUGCUGCCGCUCAGUCUUCUGGCCCUGUGGAAGCUCAGACCCCAGGUGUCACUGUCAUCGGUCCUGAGGUUAGCGCUACCGCUGCUACCACCAGCUCCACCACUUCGCAGCCCGUGAUCCCAACUGCUCCUACCGUCGUUGGAUCGAGCGGCAUCCCCCCGUCCUUCUCCACCGUCCCUUAUAGCAGCGGCGUCAAAAGCUCUACCAAGACCACCUCGACGACCGCAACUGCCACCGAGACCACAACCGAGUCCACCCAUACCACCAAGUCCAGCGCCACUUCCACCAAGUCCAGCUCCAGCAGCUCGACCUCCAACGCUGCCAUGCCCAUGGCGACCGGCUCUUUCGGCCUGUCCGUCAUGGCUGGUGCCGCGCUGGCUGCCUUCCUGUAA
Molecule: messenger RNA, 429 nt
Organism: Aspergillus viridinutans
Lineage: Eukaryota; Fungi; Ascomycota; Eurotiomycetes; Eurotiales; Aspergillaceae
Product: putative GPI anchored protein
Exons: 2
Coding region: 1-429 (142 amino acids)
Source: RefSeq, a predicted model, not a curated record